Opisthorchis viverrini is the source of this 768-nucleotide messenger RNA. RefSeq lists its product as hypothetical. Gene Ontology annotation, biological process: microtubule anchoring at microtubule organizing center; protein localization to organelle; regulation of microtubule cytoskeleton organization. Gene Ontology annotation, cellular component: Golgi apparatus; cytosol. NCBI's taxonomy places the organism in Eukaryota, Metazoa, Platyhelminthes, Trematoda, Opisthorchiida, Opisthorchiidae. The annotation marks the transcript as partial. Gene Ontology annotation, molecular function: dynein complex binding; dynactin binding; cytoskeletal adaptor activity. The transcript has a single exon. The record is from RefSeq and is a predicted model, not a curated record.
AUGGUCAAAACUACAAAUGGGACUCCCAAUCUCGUAUCUCCCGGUGACCUGUUCACUGAGAUUCGUUCUUCAGAAAUGGCCAAAUUCCAGACUGAAUUGGCUCAACUCGAGACAGAAAAGAAGGAGUUAGUCCGAAGCCUAGAAGACACCCAACGAUCGCUGGAACUCGCUACGAGUGAGGUGUCAAACAAACAGGAGCGUAUCAAUGGUCUGUUGGCCCAGCUGGAUGCCAUAAUGUCGGUCAAGUCGGAGGCCGAUUCCGAAUUCGAGGCCAAGGAAGCAGAACUGGGCUCUUUGGGUGACGUCAGUGGAAUCCAUGGAAAGGAUGCAAUGGCCGACUCAUCAUUGUCUUUGCUUAUGCACUUGGAUGACAAUGUUGAUGAGGCCAUAAAGUCCCAACCUGCCUACAAGCGUCUCCGCAAGGCACUACGAUUAAGCGAGAACCGGUAUUCGGUCGCCUUACGUCAAAUAGGCAGCAUGCAACACGAUUUGUGGCGUUACCACGAGCGAGAUAAGUUGGACGCUCGACCGGAUUUGGCGACUGAGGAAGGAUUGAAAAAGGAGGUAUUGCAGCUACAAGCCAGCUUGGACCAGCGUGCUGAAGAAAUCAAAAAUUUACAGAAUUUGUUGACAACUCGCCAGAUGUCGAUUGAAGCAAUGGAGAAGCAAGUAAUUGCUUGUUCCAAGGAUAUCCGACGAGUUGUUGUCUGUUUAUUGGACAGCUAUACUAUGGUCUGUUCGACAAUGAAGGAGGAUCCACCUAAACAU